Molecule: messenger RNA, 9249 nt
Organism: Eucalyptus grandis
Lineage: Eukaryota; Viridiplantae; Streptophyta; Magnoliopsida; Myrtales; Myrtaceae
Product: disease resistance protein RUN1-like
Exons: 14
Coding region: 722-2011 (429 amino acids)
Biological process (GO): defense response; signal transduction
Molecular function (GO): ADP binding
Source: RefSeq, a predicted model, not a curated record
ACGUGACCAUCUUCCAUCAGAGAGAGUCAACACGGAACCGCGUUGUCCGACCCCCAGUAUAAGUUCUCUCUACUUCCAGGUCUGAAGCACAUCGAAGCCUCUACGACCAGAGCGAGAGCUUCGGCUUGAAUCGGCGGAGGAAGCAGCGAUCUUCUUUCUCGCGAAUCCACCGAGCAGUACACCCGAGGCCGUCGCGAAGAGCACCUGCAGUCGCUCCUUCCGAACCACCGGCUUCAAAGGACUGGUUUUUCGGCGGGCACCAAUCGGCAGGGUUCUUGGAUUUGGGGGUCUUCGGCGGAACACGAGGGUCGUUUCUGGAUUUUAUCGAGAGAUAGUAAGUUCCCCGUCUGUAGUUGGUGAUUUCGUAGCCACUACUCGUCCUUUCUCGCGACGUUCUGACCUGAGAUGAUCUGCAAAUUUACCUCCGUGUCUUUCCAAACCAAGCCGGUCUAGGUCGAGGCGUGAAGGUGAUCCUCGGGAUUGCGCGGCCUUUCUGGACUCGGACCCAACUCGAUCUGCUUCAAGGCGACUUCUUCUCAAACACUGAAACCCGUCACAGCUAUUUCAUCUCUGAAUCGCUCCUGGAGAACAAUUCGGAACUAUUGUCCUCACUUGCUUUCUUUGAUCUUUUCCCUCUUGAAAGUUUUCACCCGGGCUUGUUUAAGGUCUCCUCUCUCCAAUCUCGCGCCUCUCUUCGCAUCUCAGCUCGCGGGAGAUCGCCAUGGACAAAGAGCAGAGGAAGAGAAAGAGACCAGAGGAAGAGAGCACUCGGGGAGCGUCCUCUUCUUCAUCCAUCUCUCCAGAAGCCACAGGUUUACGUAGCGGUCAAUACGAUGUGUUCUUGAACUUUAGAGGCUCGGAUACCCGCAAGACAUUCACCGAUCACCUCUAUCGCAAUCUGGUCAAGGCAGGGACUGUACCGUUUUGCGUGUUUAGGGACGAGAACAGCAUCCCAAUUGGUGAGGAAUUUGGUUCAGAGAUUCUUGAUGCCAUCGUACGGUCUAAGAUUUCGAUCCCCGUCAUCUCCGAAAAUUAUGCUUCGAGCAAAUGGUGCCUCCGUGAGCUCGUUCAUAUCAUGGAAUGCAAGAAGAGCAUGCAACACAUAGUGUUGCCUAUAUUUUACAAAGUUGCCCCAUCGGAUGUGCGGCGUCUAAAGGGAAAUUUUGGAAAUGCCUUCCAUUUGAGGCGGGAGCGUUAUGAUGAGAAGGAUAUCCAGGAAUGGCAACAAGCACUUAAUGAAGUCAGUUACUUACAUGGAUGGGAAUCUGAUAAAUUUGAGGACGGGCAUGAAGGAGAACUAAUAGAACAUGUGGUUGGAACUGUUCUAAGCAAGUUACAAGAAGAUUUUCAACUAAAUGUGCCUAAGCAACUAGUUGGACUUGAUGAUUGUCUAAAGAACAUUAUGAAUUGGAUAGACAGUCCUUCCUUUAGUGCUCGAAUGAUUGGAAUUUAUGGCAUGGGUGGGAUAGGCAAGACAACUCUUGCCAAGAUCAUUCACAAUCAACUCUCGAACAAAUUUGUGCAUGUCAGCUUCCUUCCAGAUGUUCGAGAAUCUACCAAGCGCCACGGUAUUACGUAUUUACAAAGUCAACUAAUAUCGGAUAUACUACAAAGCAAAAAUGAAGUGUCUAGAAUUGAUGAUGGAAUUAAUAUAAUCAAAUCUAGAUUCAAAGGAAAAAAGGUUCUCAUUCUUUUGGAUGAUAUAGAUGACAAGAAUCAACUAGAUGCAUUGGCUGGGGAACGUAAUUGGUUUAUGGUAGGAAGUUUGAUCAUUGUUACAACUAGAAAUGAAGCUAUUCUUGAUCAAUCUGAAUUCGAGGUGGACUACAAGUAUGAAUUGAAUGGAUUGGAUAAGGUGCAUGCUUUGCUUUUAUUUAAUAGACAUGCAUUUCCUAUGGACCAUUCUCCGAAGGACUUUGAUGGUAUAUCUCGUGAUAUCAUAUCUACCAUGGGUGGGCUUCCCUUGGCACUUAAAGUCGUAGGUUCAUACUUGUAUAAAAAAAAAGAAUAAAGGAGUAUGGGAAGAUGUGUGGAAGCAAUUAAAAAAUCAACCACAUAGAGAUGUCCAAAAAAUAUUGCAAAUAAGUUAUGAUGCAUUAGAAGAAGGACAUAAGCAGAUUUUUCUCGAUAUUGUUUGUUUCUUUAUUGGCAUGACCAUGACGAUGGCAAAGUUGCACGAUUCGCCAUGUACAUGUGGGAGGGUUGUGGGUUUUAUCCAAAUCAAGGAAUUGAAGAGUUGAAGUUGAGGUGCUUAAUUAAAAUUGGAGAUGAUGGUAAAUUUAUGGUGCAUGAUCAACUGAGAGAUCUUGGAAGGAGCAUUUUUUGCCAAGGACAACCGCUUGAGAAAUGUAGUGGACCAUGGGAAGACAACUAUGAGGGAGUCCCAAGAGUAGUAAGAUAUCGAGAGGUAAACAUGGCACUCUUUUUUUUUUUUCUCUCUCCCUCUUAUUUAAUAUAUUUAAUCCGAUCUAUUCUAAUAUUUCAUUGAGCAUGAAAAGAUGCUCUUACUUUCUAGGAAAAAAAUCUAUUUAAACAUCCAUUUAUGUACAUCGUAGAUUAAUUGUGACACUAAAUAAAUCAUAAGUAUCUCAAGAAUGAAAAAUUUAUAUCAUUGAUUCAAUUUCAUCGAUGUAAAUUACAUAUGUAAAAAUUUGUUUGGCAAUCAAUUCAAAAUCCUUUAACUACAAUUUUAGACUAUAAAUCUCAUUUAGUUAAAGCAUGCAAUUGUCUUGAAAAUAUUGAUAAUCAGAAGGACUAUAAUUAUGAAUGAAGACGAAGAAUAAACAUCAUAGAUCAAAUAAAUGAAGAUUUCCUGGUUAAGAAAAAAUGAGAUAGUAUAAUAACCGAUAAAUAAUUCAAAGCAAUAAGAUUGGAAAUUUUUUCACACUUAUCACAUAUGUUUGCUUUCUAGUACGGCCAAAUGUAUUGUGGUGCUCUUGUGAUUUAGAAAUCGGAUGUUUGAUAUAUUUUUUUCUGUUUUGAUUUUGAAGAUACCGGUCCCUCAACUAGUUAUUUAUAUCUAUCUCUUUUCAUUGUUAUCUCCUCUUAAUCCCUUAAAAAUACAUACAUGCAAAUCUUACCGUUUUUUAGGGUUUUAUCCCAUUGACCUUGCUUAUUUCAUGAAUUAGGUUAGGUGUAUAAUAAAGAGUGGAUUUCCUUAUAACAAACAUCUCUAUCUGCUAUAAGUUGUUUUAUAUUAUUUAUAUUUUUUGGGCACUGCCUCUUUUGCGCCAGAAUUUGCUAGACUAACUUGAUUAUUUUUAAGAUAAAAAAAGAAAACUUGACUAAUCGGAGGAAAUGUCAUGCUUAUAUAUCCAUAGCCUUGUAUUCAUUAUAUAUGUUUUCAGCAUGAAGCAAAUUUUUUCAACUAUGUUUUAUCUUUAACUUAAAUUGUCAAUGUUCAUGUCAUUUUAUUAUAUAUUGUCCAUUUGAAAAGCUUUACAGUUUCAUGGCUGAUCAACGGCAAGGAAUUAACCCCAGAAUUGACCAAGGAAUGUUGGGCAAACAAAGCAGCCUUAUAUUCUUGAUAUAAUUUCAAAUAGUUCAUUCCUACGAUUUAAUAUCAGUCUCUUUUGUUGAUCCAAUAACUUCUUAACAUUAGCAAAAAGAGCACACCAUUUAGGUGUUUGGAAAAAUGAAAAAGAAAAGUCAAUUCUGUUUUGAAUGGAUAAAAAUGCUGAAAGAUGAUAAAUAGCGUCGAAAAAAAUGAAAUUAUUGUACAAUUCGAGAGAUUUUGAUUUAACUUUGGAAAUUGAAAUACUUAUGGGACUAAUUUCCAAUUGACUAUUUCAAAUAUGAUUAUGUCUAUUUUGUUAUAUCCUAUUUCUUUAGUUCAUUUUGGUGAAAUAUAUGCGAUUUGUGUGGAAACUUUUGAUGAAAGUUUGAGGUUUGAAAUCCCCUUUCCAUACAGUAGAUUUUUUUGAUGUAAUACAUAGUAUAGAUUGAUGUACAAGAGAAAAUUAUUAAAGAUAGUAUGGGAUAUGAUUACAACAAUUUAGCGACUUUUCAGACAAAUAGACUUAAGAUAAUUUAUACCCAUUGCAUUUCACUGGUUAAUAUUUAAAGCAGAUAUAACAACAAAUGUGUCUAACCAUAAAAGUGAAUUUCUAACCAAUUAAACUUUUGGGGGAAAAUAUAGGUAUUAUUAUAAAAGUCAAAUAAAGCCAUAAGGAAAUUUCUUUCACCGUCUCGCAACUAAUUAAAUGAUCUGUUUUAGCAGGAAAGUUAAACAGUAUGUUUUUUGAUUUAUAAGAUGGAAAAAGAAACGAUGCUAUUCUUAUGGAAACCAACGUAUGAUGAUUAAACAAUGUUACCACGGCACUUUUUAGUUAAUCGGUUCAUUUUCUAGUUAUUCUGAAAGCGACUUAUUUUUUUCAAUCCUGGUCAAAACUACUGACCAAUGUCGCCACGUCACUUUUUAAACAAACUUUACCGAAAAAGAAAACGUUUCGAUUGUCAAAGAAAUGAGUAAACACUCCACGCAAAUAGUUAAUGACGUUAAAGAUAUUUAGAUAUCUUCUAGAGAUAAGGAUAUUUCUUUUAAUUUUCUAUAUCUAUUUUGAUAAUGCAUAUCAUAUUUGAUUUCUUUUAAUUUCCCUCCAUGUAAACUUUUCUAUAUAUCUGAAUAUAUUAAAAAUUCCCCUUUUUUUUCUCUUCCACAUUAUUACAUUUAACUAAUGAAAUGAAAAUAGGGUGCUUCCUUAGCUACUUACAGGUGGCCCGUCGACACUCUUUAACAAAUUCUUUUAAAAAUUAUAAGUCAUUUAAAAAUUUACAAGUAAACAUUUGUACGUUGUAAACUAGUUUUAUGUAUUUCUUCUUAAAUGAAAGUGAAAAUCCAUGCGCUACAAAAUUUUGAAAAAGAAGAAGAAGCUAGAGAUAAAACAUUGAGGUGCAUUUGCCUUAGUUGUUUUAAAGCAAUAAUAAUUUUUUUCUUUAUCUUUGCGUCAUUUGUUUAACUUUCAAAAGGUCGUAAAAAAAGAAGAAAUAAAUGUGAGUUUACAUAUCCAUACAUGUACAGGGGAAGGAUAAAAAGGUAAUCGUGCAAAUUCAAGAUUUAAAAAAAGCAAAAACUAAAAAGUGAAAAAACUUGCAGAGACGAUGCCCCUGGUUCCACGACUUUUUGGGGGCAGCUUGUAGCGGAGAUUCCAAGUUUUCUGAAGUGAGAUGGCUUGAGUGGGACGUUUGUGGAAACGAUGCGUCUCUUUCGACGAUCAACUUGCAUUUGCCAAAAUUAUCGGUUCUGAAAUUAUGGGAGAGUAGUUGGGGAGGAAUCACAGAGAAUUGGGAAGGAUGGAAUUCAUUCAAUGGUAAGAUUGGGAAAAGAAUACAUCCUCUCUGCGAUCUUGAGGUUUGUUUUUUGUUUAGCCAAUCAACUCCUCAUUUGACGGAUUAUUCUCCUUUUGUAUUAGGCGUCAAAGCAGCUUAAAGUUCUCCGCGUUCAAGAAUGUUAUAGUUUAAGAUGUACUCCUGAACUCUUAGCUUUCACGCAAUUGAAAAUUCUCGAUUUGCGCAAGUGUGAUGGAUUGGAGCGUCUCCACCCUUCUAUUGGCGAACUCACAAGCCUCGUUACCUUGGACUUGCAUUCCUGUAGUGGUCUCAAGGAGCUACCAGAGGAGGUGGGUGGAUUAAAAGAUUUAGAAGAACUUCUUUUAGAUUUCUCUGGUAUUACAACAAUUCCUUCAUCUAUUGGUUCUUUGAGAAAAUUGAAGACACUGAGUGCUGCCUUGUGUGAGUCACUGAGAGAAAUCCCAAGCUCAAUUGGGGAUUUACAGAAUUUGCAAUACCUUAACUUGCAUAGUACUGCGAUCAAAAAGCUUCCCAGUGCUAUUGGAGGGUUGAAAAAUCUGCAGUUUCUAAAUCUCAUCCGAUGCAUGAGUCUGGAAGGGGCAAUUCCAAGUGAAAUCGGUGACUUGCCUUCCCUCAAGAUUCUCAAUAUCUCUUGGACACCGAUAUCUGACCUGCCAGAAAGCGUCCGGAAUCUUUCUUCUCUCCAAACCCUUGAGUUAAGGAGCUCAGAUCUCCGGUCGUUGCCAGAGCUUCCUUCUUCUCUCCAAACCCUUGACCUAAGGGCUGUAUGGAGCUCCGGUCGCUGCCAGAGCUUCCUUUGGGCUUAACAUGUCUAUCGGUUACUUGUCAGAGUCUUGGACUGCCACAGCUCCUUCGCCUCAUCCACCUAGAAAAACUCAAUCUUGAGGUAUGCCAUUUACUUGAAGACAUCUGCGAGCUUUCCUCAAUAACAUCAAAACUCUGUUUUGAGAAGAGGGAUAAGCUGACAUCACUUUCGCUCAGCGGACGCAUGCACUUGGAAGAGCUUUCAAUAAAAAAUUGCAGUUCCAUUGAAAGGUUGGAACUUUCACAAUUGAUUCAUCUGAAACGAUUACGCAUUGAGCAUUGCGAUAGCCUAGUUGAAAUUGAGGGCCGUGAUAAUUUGGAGUCCUUGGAGGUCAUAUUUUUAUAUGAAUGCAAGCAUUUGAAGAAAUUCAGGGCUUCUGGGUGCGGCAAUCUAGUUGAAAUUCAAGGUCUUGAUGGUGCGAAGUUCUUAGAAGAGUUGGAUUUUAUAGGAUGCAAAUCAAUGGAGACUUUGCCAGAUUUGAGAGGACUUGAGAAGUUACGAUAUCUAGGACUUUAUCACUGCAAGAAACUUACUCAGCUUAAGGGACUUGAAAUGUUGAAUUUAAUUAGUUUGGAUAUUUCUGGUUGUGACUCAUUGGAAGCAAUACCGAAAUUAUCUGGAGUGCACGUCUGUAUAAAUCAUAAAAUGGUUUGAGUUCUCUAUGGAAAUAUUAUCUUGCAGUGAUAAUGAUGUGAGGAAUCUUAUACCCAUAUUACAACAGUGAGACUAGUCAUGUUUCUUCAACAGAGGAUUCUGUACUUUCCUAAAUUGCUGGUCUUGCACAAUUGAAGGAGUGGAGGAGUUGGUCAUAGAAGCUCACAUGAUGGUUCAGCCAAGAUCAAAAUGUAGACCCAAAUGUCAAUAGAAGGCAUAAUUGCAAACAAAUGGCAGCUUGCGAGGCAAAAAUGAAAAUAUAACAAAGAGGAAGCAUCAGCAACAGCUGAGGACCAUCUUGCAUGCCAAACUUAAAGACAAUUUGGGGCUGGCUGGAGUGUCCCAUGGAAGUUUUGAUGCUUCUGCAUAUUCAAAUACUUGAUCUGAUCUCAACAUCACAUCCCUAAAUAAUUGUAAAUUUGUUCGACACGGUUGCAUUCUAAUGAUAUCACUUCGGAAUUGAUGAGGCCCUGCAAAGGGAGAUGAAAGCUGCAUUUGAUGAAACUCAGAGAAACUCCCCAAACACUGCGGGUUGGAGGUAUGGGCAAGAAUGAGCUAUGUCAGUAUGGAAAGGCAUUCCAAAGUUAUUUGCAAUUGGCGUUUAUCAUUUGCUCCAUGUUGUUAAUACUCUUCGAAGGAUUCUUGAUAAAGGUGACCUCUUCCCAUGUGGUGUAUUAGUCCUUUGCAAGCUUUGAAAUCAUGCUAUUCUUUAACCAAGGCCCCAUCACUAAUCGCUUGGAGGAAGACCACAUGUGCAAGUGGUUCUAUAUGUGAAGUCAAGCAAAAAAUGAGAUUUGUUAACAAGAGUACCAUUUAGAUGUCCACUUCAAGCUACAGUUUUGUGACUGGGAGAGGCUUUUUUCUUGAAAAAGCAAAUGCGGUGGAAUCAGCAAAUAAUCUAUCAAUUGCAGACAAGAGUUUCAAAGAAAAGGUUUCAAGAAGACAGUAGUUUCUCAUUUGGAAGAAUUUAGAACAAAAAUACAGGCGUUCAUUAGUGUAAAAUGAUCUCUCUAGGCUGGUUACGUCGGAAAAUUCAUAUGUAGGCAUUUUGCAAUCACUUUGGUCUUAUUAUCUCAAACUUGAUCUAUUUAAGCAUGAAUCUAAAAGCAGAAGAGACACAGCCAUGUACAUUUUCAUACCUAAAACAAGUAGAGAGACCAGUUCAUUCUUGAAGAGCAGCAUUACUUUUCCCCUUCCAGAUUCACUCAGGUGGAUGCAUGGAGCUCGCGCCGCUUGGCAAAUUCUCGAUCAAGUACUGGGUUCUGGAGUGGAGUAUUGAGUUGUUUUAUGCAAAUUCUCGAUCAAAGGUUUGGUUGGUCUAUGUAAUGAUCAAGGCUUACUUUGGGACUUAAAUUCAAUCAGCUGUAUUGAUGACCUUUUGCAUAACUGGACAAUUUUUUGCCCAUCUGUGAAACAAGCUGGGGCGAGGAGCACAAGAAUUUGCUGAUUAGUUUACAUCUCAUUUGAUCAUAUUGUUGUCAUGGAAUUAUUUUAUCACAUGACUGAAAUGGGUGUGGCUCACUUAGCUGAGGAACUUCAAAUUCCAUACCUGAGACCAAUUUUGCAGAGAAAGCAUUGGCAACAGCUGAGGUGCCAAACUUGAAGAGGCUCGUGGGCCAAGCAGAAUGUUCUGAGGAAGUUUUGAUGCUUGUGAAGAUCCAAAGCACUUGAUCUGGUCUCAACAGCAUGUACCUGAAUGAUAGUAAAUAGUUGUUUGGUGUGGUUGCAUUCUAGGGACAUCACUCCUGAACUUGAUGAGGCUAUGCAAAGUUCUCAUGUUUGCAAUAUUGAAUUAGUGAAGUUGAAACUGACCUCCUCACAAUCUAUCCCGAGUUGCUGAUUUUGCUGAUUGGAUAUUGCCAAUGAUCAAGUAACAAAUUCAAGCUGCAUUUCAUGGAACUUGGAGAAAGUCCCCGAAACACCACACGUUGGAUAUGCGGGCAGGAAUGAGCUAUGUCAUUAUGAAAAUGUAUUCUGAACCUAGUGGCGUUUAUCAUGUUCUCCGUGUUGUCAAUACUCUUCAAAGGAUUCUGGAUAUGAAGCAGCCUCUUCUCAUGUGGGUUAUUUGUCCUUUGCAAGCACAAAUCACUUGCAGGAAGACUGCACGUGCAGGUGGUUUUAUUUGUGCAAGUUAAGCAUAAAAUGAGAUUGGUCAAGGAGAUUACCAGUUAGAUGUCCACUUCAGGCUACAAUUUUGCGACUAGAAAAAUCGAAUGCAAUGGAAUCAGCAAAAAAUCUGUCAAUUGCAGCCAAGAGUUUCAGCGAAAAGGUUUACAAGAAGACAGUAGUUUCUCAUUUGGUUGAAUUUCGAACACACGAGAAAGGUGUUCAGUAGUGUAAAAUCAUCUCUCUGGUCUGGUGUUACCUCAGAAAAUUCAUAUGUCCGCAUUUUGCAAUCACUUUUAUUGUAUAAUCUCAAACUUGAUUUAUUUAAGCAUGAAUCUAAAAGCUGAAGAGACCCAACCGUAUAUAUUUUCACA